AUGAAUAUGUUGGAUGAUGAAGAUGACCAAAGCUUUCACGCUACGCGUGACGGCUACUCCCAUUUGAGCGAUGUCGAAUGGGAUGCGGUUGAACGGAUGGGUUCAACCAUGGGCAUCCAUGCUGUUAGCGUCAUGCUAGAGGCUCUCAAGAGAGAUGCUCAACAUGCUACUAUCGCCAAGUUCAUUCAAAAUGAACUUGACGCAGAACGCGAGAAAGUAGCCUUGCUUCACCAACAAGGUUCUCAACAAGCAGAGUUGUUGAGAGAACAAGGUGCUCAACAGUUUGAACUGUUGAGACAGCAGCAGGCUGCUGCUGGUGGGUCGAUGCACUCGCGUCGGCCCGAGACUUUGAAGAUUGACAUCUCCAAGGCGCGUCGCAUCGACGACGGGGAUAUGCAAGUUGCAUUUGCCCAGUCAAAUCUGGCAGGACGUGCCAAGACUUGGGCACUGGGGCUCAAGCUGCACGACCCAUAUGCGUUUGGGUCGUUGGAAGUCUUCAAGUCGCGGCUCAGACAAACGUUUGAACCGCCUAGAGCUGAGUUCAGAGCUCGAACCGAACUCUUGAAGCUCAAGCAGGGUAAGCGUGAUGUGCACGCUUACGCUCAACAUAUACGACAUCUCACGAGUUGUAUAAGUUCCAAUCCGGUGGAUGAACACACGUUGGUUUCGGUGUUCAUGCAGGGUCUUGCGGAUGGUCCCGUCAAGACUCACCUGUUCCGGCUUGAACUAGAUUCACUAGAACAAGCCAUUUCCAUUGCGGAGCAGGAAGACUUCAGUCUGAGACAGGCUCGCGCCAGCUCGACAUCAUAUCGUCAACCGAGACGAUAUGACAACGGAGGUCCAGAGCCGAUGGAACUCUGUUAUGUAGAGAGCGAGAAGGCUCGCUCUACAGGCUACAAGAAGUUGCAGAGAUGCAACAGAUGUCAAAAGACAGGACACUACGCUUACGAGUGUAGUGCCCCUCGUCCAGUGUCUCGCGACACUGGGCGUAGUGACCGUCCACCCAUGAGAAAGGGGCAGGGACGCGGGUCCGCUAUUGGUGCAAAGUUGCAACAACGGGAUGGACCGUCAAAAAACGGACAGGAUCAGUAG
Messenger RNA from Peronospora matthiolae, 1092 nucleotides. The record is from the annotation of a GenBank genome assembly. Lineage: Eukaryota; Oomycota; Peronosporomycetes; Peronosporales; Peronosporaceae.